This is a messenger RNA of Anneissia japonica, 5712 nucleotides long. RefSeq names its product band 4.1-like protein 4. The coding region runs from base 393 to 3746 and encodes 1117 amino acids. Lineage: Eukaryota; Metazoa; Echinodermata; Crinoidea; Comatulida; Comatulidae. The transcript is spliced from 21 exons. Gene Ontology annotation, cellular component: cytoskeleton. The record is from RefSeq and is a predicted model, not a curated record.
GUGCGCUAUUAAUACUAUACCUACCGCAACUGAACAGGAGCUUGCCUGAAAAGUGUAUGAUGGUGUAUGGAAGUUACGAAUUGAUUUUCAAAUGGAAGUUGAGCCUCUCAGUAGACCAAGAAAGUACUGCAUAGAGAGAAUUUAGAUUACAGUUAUGUUGUACGUAUACAUUUCAGUAAAGUGAUUUUAAGACGCACACAGGAGCAUGCUUCACUGAGCUCAUUAUUUACAUAAUCAAUGACAUCAUUGCUGAAGCCAGUUAGUAAACAUACACAUUUUCCCGAUAAGCUGUACGAAUACCUCCGAAUAAUUAUUGAUGGGAAUAACUAAAAUUCGCAAUGACAUUCCAUAUAUAUUAACGCGAAACUGUGUUUCAACGAAAAAGAGAGAGAAUGGAUUGUUUCAGACGUAAACAGAGAGAUUACUUUUGUUGUAUCAAGUUAUUGGAUGAAACCGAAAUCACUCAGGAUAUACAGAGGGAAACAAGAGGAUCCGUUUUACUAGAUCUAGUUUACAAACAUCUUAACCUUCUCGAAGUCGACUAUUUUGGACUUCGCUACCAAGACUCCAAUAAUCAGACACACUGGCUUGAACCUAUCAAGGCCAUUACAAGACAAAUUACAAAUGGCCCACCAUACACUCUUUACUUUGGCGUUAAAUUCUAUCUGGAGGACCCAUGUCAGCUUAAGGAAGAGAUCACACGCUAUCAGUUUUUCCUUCAGCUCAAACAGGACAUGUUGCGCGGCAGACUACCAUGUAAUUUUAGUGUUGCCGCUGAGUUAUGCGCUUACAUAGUGCAAUCUGAGCUUGGUGACUUUGAUUCUCAGAAACAUCAAGAUGGCUACAUAUCUGAGUUUCGUUUCAUUCCGAACCAAACUGAAGAAUUAGAGCAGCAGAUUAUGGAAUCCCACAAGACCUUGCGGGGUCAAACCCCAGCCGUAGCAGAGAAGAAUUUUUUAGAGAGGGCUAAAUGGUUGGAUAUGUAUGGUGUAGAUUUACAUCCAGUACGAGGACAAGAUCAGGUAGACUACUACCUUGGCUUAACACCCACCGGAAUUGUCGUCUACAAGGGCAAAAAUAAAGUCUCUGUUUACUACUGGCAAAGGGUUGUUCGUGUUCACUACCGAGAAAGAGAGUUUGUCCUUACUACAAAGACCAAGGAGGGUCUUGACAAUGAGUAUAUCUUUGAGGUGGAGGGUAAAGCAGGGUGCAAGCAUCUAUGGAAGUGCUGUGUUGACCAGCAUAGUUUCUUCAGACUGCCUCAGAUGACAGACAGUCCAGGUGAUGGUGUCAGGCAAACGGGCCUACCAAGAGGCCCAAAGUACCGACAGAACGCAAGAACACAAAAGGAAGCUUUGGAAAUAUCCCAAGAAAUUAAUCGACCACCACCAAAAGUUUAUCGUGCUCAGAGCAGACGGUACGCCCCUCGAUCGGCAGAACAGAACACAAAAGGUCGUAGCCCACCAGAUGGUCAACAUAGACAUGACAGCAGAAGGUCUACAAACAACGGUGGUACAACCGUGUCAAAAGCACCCGAGCCAACAAGGACGCCUCACCAGCAUCGUCGAAAUGCUGCUCCAGAAGGGAAAACAACAGCAUCAACUACACCAUGGGAAGGAAACGAAAGAGUUGGAUUGUACACAGCUGCCGGAGCAUCACCUGUGUCUGUGCGCAGCAUGGGCUCCAAUCACCGACGUCGAUCUCGUUCUCGGUCCCCUGGCGCAAAUUCCUAUCGUAGGCAAGAUACAGACAGAUCUGAUUACUCCGGAAAUGAAAGCGAAUCAAGCCGCAGACACAGGCACAAACACAGGUCUGGUUCCGAAUCAGAAGGGGAACAUCAACAUAGACACCGUCGGAGAAGGUCAGCUUCAAGAGGGGGUGAUAGUAGUGGAAGCGAGUCAGAACAUCGGCACAAAAAACAUCAGAGCAGACGACGUAGGAGAUCGUCAGAUAGAAUGGUAGACUCCCAAGCCCAGUGGGAGUACAUCCAGCAAAUGCAACAGAGUAGGGGUGAAAUGAGGAGCGCUGACGAUGUUGUUAUACGUAAUCUACGCAACGGGCAUCUUCCCAUCAAUCCAACUCCGGAACAGAGAAUGUGGCGUCGUGCUCGAUCGCAUUCUGGAGACAGACGAGCCAGCAGGGAAUUGAAGAAACAUAUUGAAUAUGAACUCCUUGAUACAGAACAAAAUGGCGAUCCAUAUGACAUUCCUUACAAGAAUAUUGUGACAUCUGGAGUUGCAGUUCGAGUCACCAAGUCCCCCUUGCAGGUAAGGAAGAGGAGUAGAAGUAGGGACAGGAAGAGGCUAAGCCAAUCAAGUCUAGAAGGAGACCGACUAUAUGUGGAGGAUGAAGACAAGUUUAUCACAUUACCAAUCCAACAGCCAUCGGUAAGACAGGCUCACCAUCAACAAGGCUAUGAACCACCCUACAACUCACCCAACCACCAGCCCAGAGAAACAAAAAAUGGUCACCCACCUUCCUAUUCACAAUCAUCCCCAAGACGAGAACAGCACGGGAAUGGGGAGAUACGUGUGGUGUCUGGGCCAGUACGUACCCCUGGUGAAAAUGGUGGCAGGGUGCCAGAUGUUGCCAAUGUUGGGGAAAGGGGAAUGUUUGGAAGACAACAAGAAGAGAAGGUGAAGAAAAUGAGUCGAUCUGGAAAAAAUCAAGAUCCUGGUUGCAGCUACUACUCUGCAUCCGUGUAUAGAGUAGAAAUUGAUAAUUCAUCCAGCCCAAAUCCUUACCUACUAAGAGAAAUGGAGCGGCCCUUUGAUUCGUGUCUGUCACCCAUGCACAAAGAUUGUGGAGAAGAUGAUGUUAAAUUUGGCUUUCAGAGAAGUAGAUGUGAUUCAGGUCUUGAAGAUGAUUCUAUAUUGAGAAGCAAUUCCAUGGAAUGGCAAUGCAAGAAUGGUAACAAAGGAAACCAAGCUACAUUACCACAAGACUCCAUAGAUGUCAAAUUGGCCAAUACAUUGCAUAUAGACGACGCUCCUGAAAAAAUGAAUAUACGUGACUCAGUUAGUAUUACAAGCGAAUGUAGCAGUGGACGUGGAUCAUUAGUAGAGCCCUUAUCAGGAAUUGUUAACCAUCAUUCAUUGACCCUUGACCUUAACUCGUCAUUUAAAAUUGCGGAUUUGAACAGGUAUAUGGCUGAACUUUCACCCCCAGUUUCUUCAAGUCUUGGUUUAAAUCGAACGUCAAAUAAUUGGCCAUUAGAAACUGCAAGUGUGAACACAAGAACUGACUAUCCAGAUUUACAUUUGUCCUCCCCAAGUGAAUUACAUAGGCCAAGAUCCCGCGGUAAUAUACAAAAUAUAUCAGGUGGCAGUAUCUUGUUACCGUCUAGGCAUGGAUAUGAUCUGGUGCAAGACUAUGAUCAUCAUAUAGGUAAUCGUGUAAAUCAAUUACCAAUGGCGCAGCAAUCGCAAGAACAUUUCCAAGGGGAGUUUUAUGAAAAUAUGAAUACAAGGUCACCACUACACCAGCCUAUAUGUGGGUUUAGUCAGCAUGUAGCGAAUAGAAGUCAUCUUUCUCCAAUAGAUGAUGGAUAUUCAAAUGAAUCUCCUUUUCCCCAUCAAGUUUCAGUGCAAUACGGUGCUGAAGGUAGCCCCAGCGAAUUGCACCAUAUUAGAAACAGCAAGACGAAAAGCUCCACAGAUUAUAAAGGUAACUCAAACGAUAGUGAUGUAGCUGUAGACCUUCCUAACCAGGAGAGAAGCACCUCAUGGAACAGCUACCAGGUAUAGCCCCACGAGGAGUGGAAGAGAGCAGUAAUUAUGACAUUCAACCUGAACUUUAAACUAGUGAACUACUAUACUCUAGUGAACUACUAUACUCUAUUAUUUGGAUUAUUAUUCAAACUCAAAUUCGUGAAAUCUAAGAAAUUUGUCGAUUUUAGCCAGUUAUUUAAUAGUACUGUAGUCAUAUGUCUUGUAUACAAAAAUUCCAAGACAUUUGUUGGCUUCAUAUUAAUACUCUAAGCUAUUUGAAUACCUGCCUAUGACAUAUUAAUAAAAGGUCCGCCAACAUCCCCAGCCUUAAAAUUCUCAGUCUUUGAUCCUUGUAGCAUUUAAGAUUCUGCUUUCUCAAACUGGUUAAUGAAAUCAAACCUUUACUUGUGGUUUGAAUCAUAAUGCAUUGCAACGUUUGCUGAUAAUUCUAACCAUUUAACUACCUUAAUGCGAGGUCAUUCACCUUAUGAAUAUAGAAGUUGAGAUGCAUUUGGCAAUCAGUAAAAAUUAAUUUUUAAUUAAUAUUUUUUAAUAUUAUUAGGUUCAGAGUAGGCUGAAAGUAUUUUUUAUCAUUUUUAAAAUAUACAUUAAACUUGUAUAAUAAAUGCUAAGUUAUUUAUAAAGUGAUAAUAUUUUAUGUACAUACAGUAAAUAUCAGCUUGAUUUUAAUUUCAUACAAUAUGUAAAAUAUUAAGAAUUAUAAUUUCUAUCUGUAAAUAAUGAACAAGCAUAAAUAAUCUUGAAUUUGUUGGUAAACAUGUGUGUAUGGAGUGAUUAGUUAUAAAAAAAAAUCCUGUUAAAUUCAGAAAGGAUCUGAUGAUAUCUUAAAUUGUUGAAUGUGUGUUGUAUAUCUUGGGCAUGUUAAUGUUAAAAUAUGAAUCAGUUGUGGCUUCUGAAGGUGUCAUUAUUUCAGCAACCUAGGGAGGCUGUUUAUGUUCAACGUCAUUGUGGUGAUUGAAGAUGCAGAUGCUUGUUAGCCAUUUGUGUAUUACUUGUAUUUGUAUAAUAAUCAAUUUUCAAUGUAGAAAUGAAAGACCAUGUAAAAACAUUUGUUGAUUUCCUUCCUAUAAAGAAUGACCUGCACCCAAAAGUUGUGUCUAGUCAUUGGUGUCUGCAAAAAAGCUGUCACUGCUUGCACUAUUCCCUGUUGUCUGAAUGGGAACAUAGAGCACCAUUACAAGAUAUGGACACAUUUGUGACCAGCUCUGGCAAAACCUACCAUUUUGCACAUGCACCUAAAACAUUUGAGAAUAACAAUUUUGAACAUUUUCAGGAUGUUGCAUUUUGUAAAGGAAGAUAUAUUGAAGACAAUUUCUGCAAAAUAUCAAUCACUUAAUCUAACUGAAAAGUAUAUUAAAAUUAUUUUUAAAACUAUUGAUUGUUGAAUCUUUGAAAGCUGUUUUCUCAAAACUUACAUGGCUGAUAUUCAAUGAAUUAUAUAUUCAUAACUUCGCUAAUAGUCAACCAAUUUCCAUCACAUAAACACUGUUUUAAAGAAGAAUUCAUAUAAAAUCUACAAAAACCAACAAUUCAAUUUGAAUUUUUCUAAUAAACAGCUGGUUUUGCCAAAGCCGGUCACAUUUGUCUAGCAGUAAAUGCAGAUGAUUAACAAUUUUUUUACUUGGUCUAAGAAUAAUUGUCAUCACAAAUGUAUACUGUAACUGUAAGCCAUAAAGUAUGACUCAUUGGUACAUUGGUACAAUGCUUGGUAAGGCGCCCUCUAUCAUGCAACCAUUAAAUUGUUCUAUAUAUUAGGCAGUUGCUUGUUCGGUUCUGAGUUUUUCACUUGUGUAGCUUGUGAAAUCUGUAUGAAAUAUAUAAUUAAUAACGAUGCAAAGCAAUUUGAAGCAUAUAUAUAAUGCCUUCUGUAAUUGAGGACAUGCUGCAGAUGCUUAUAAAGGCGCUUGUUUUUUCUUGUUCUUAAAGAAUAAUAUGUGCCAAUGCCGAAUAGAAUAUCAAUAAACUCAAGAUAAAAAUCGAA